ACAUUACACCCUGCAGUCCCUGCCCAACCCUUUAACCCUAACAAACCUCCGUCACUCUCCCUCUCUCUUCUCCCAUCCUCAACUUCAAAAUCCAAGGUGGUUUCUCGAUCGCCUCCUCUUUCUCCCUUAGACUCAAAGCGAAGCUUUUCGAUCUCUUCCUCUCCGUUUUCCCUUCGAUUUGAGUUUUGAGUCGAGGGUUUUGGGCUCAACUCUCGUCACCUUGGGCCAUUGCCAAGCCCUAGCUCCGCCGCCACCGUCCUCAAGGCCGUCCCACCCGUCACCGCCCUCGACGCCGACGCUCACCAAUCGGUCGCUCAGGUUCAUUUUCAGUUGGUUUAGGAGGCUGUUAUACUUGUGAACUAGCUUAGGUGGAAGUGAUGGUGAGAUGGCAAGGUUAUCUGCAGUUUGCUCUGCGCCAGAUUGGAAACACCAUGGGGCAAAACCGUGAAAUACACGGCUUUGCAUAUAGUACCAGUACAAAAUGUUAUCCAUUACCAGGACGAUUUGGACGAUUUGCACAUGUAUGGGGAGCAUCUGAUAUUGCUUCAAGAAGAAAUCAAGGGCCAUUGGAUCAAUAUCUACAACAUGCUGAAAUUUCCACUACAAGGAGUUUGCUCGCUGGGGAAGAGACAAAUAUGGUUCCAAUCUCUUCUCCUUUGACUCCCUUGAUGGGAGAAGCUAUGAAAGCUGAGAAAAAGGGUGUAGUUUCUAAACCUCUGACGGUUCAAGCUAUUAAGAAGGAUAUCAGACAGAGCCCUAAGAAGAUCAAUCUGGUGGCCAAACUAGUUCGCGGGAUGCGUGUUGAAGAUGCCCUGUUGCAGCUGCAAGUAACAGUGAAAAGAGCCGCAAAGACUGUCUAUCAGGUGAUCCAUUCAGCCCGUGCCAACGCAGCCCACAAUCACGGUUUGGACCCCGAUAAGCUCCUAGUCGAUGAAGCCUUUGUCGGCAAAGGAAUUUAUCUAAAGCGGCUAUCGUACCAUGCAAAAGGGCGGAGUGGAAUCAUGGUAAGACCCAAAAGCCGGCUCACUGUGGUGGUGAGGGAGACGACACCUGAAGAGGAGGCCAAAAUCGCGAAACUUAGGGUUAGUAACUAUAAGAAGUUGACCAGGAAGGAGAGGCAACUCAUGCCGCAUCAGCUUAUUGAGACCACACCUCGGUGGAGUCGCAAAAGGAAGGAGGCUGCCUCGGCUUAUGAAUGACGUAACCGGUAGGAUUCUUUUUAGUUUGCUCACAAACGAAUUGUCGGGAACACUUAUGUUUUGUGUGCAAAUUAUUUGUUGGGAGAAUCAAAUUCUUAUGAGCAUCUUGGAAAUGCUUUGUGAUCCUGUGGUGCAUGUUGUAGGAAGCUUCGCAGUAAUAUCAUCUAUCUGUGGAUUGAAACAAAAAGCAUGUUUCCAAACUGUACAUUGCUUGGUCAAUUAAUAAUGUUAUACUAGACAACUACUUUACCCUGCUUUA
Molecule: messenger RNA, 1458 nt
Organism: Ananas comosus (pineapple)
Lineage: Eukaryota; Viridiplantae; Streptophyta; Magnoliopsida; Poales; Bromeliaceae
Product: 50S ribosomal protein L22, chloroplastic-like
Exons: 8
Coding region: 378-1199 (273 amino acids)
Biological process (GO): translation; ribosome assembly
Cellular component (GO): ribosome; mitochondrial large ribosomal subunit
Molecular function (GO): structural constituent of ribosome
Source: RefSeq, a predicted model, not a curated record